UGUGAUCACGACCUGAGCAGACAUAACCAAUCGAAUUUAUUUAAAUUGUAAAUCCCUUUGUAAAUAGAAAUUAAUCUGCUUCCAUGCGUCGACAAUAGCAUUGCUUUUAUAAAAAUUUAUAUCUGUACAAUGUGUUUUCAACAAUAAAGUAUAAGUUGGAAGACGAAAUAAGCUGACAAAAAUGGUACGAUACACUGAGUUUCAAGCAGUUGUACUAGCAGGGGGGAAAGGUUCCCGAAUGACAGAGUUGACGGCGGGUAAACCAAAAUGCCUUCUUCCUAUUGGAAAUAUUCCAAUGAUUUGGUAUCCUCUCAAACUCCUGGAGAGAGCUGGUUUUACCGAGGCAAUAGUUGUAGUGACAGAAAAUAUAAAAAAUGAUGUUGCAACUUGUGUUGAUAAACUGGGCUUUGGAAUGAAAUUGGAACUGGUAGGAAUCCCUGGUGGAGAAGAUCUCGGAACAGCAGAUUCAAUAAGAUCAAUUUACGACAAACUGUACCACGACUGCAUCGUUGUAUCGUGUGAUUUGAUUGCGGAUAUUGAUAUUUCUGAACUUGUUGAUUCCUUCAGAAAACACAAUGCUAGCAUUAGUGCUCUAAUGCUUCCAGUUCCUAAAGUACCACAUGAUUUUGUCACUCCUGGACCAAAAAGCAAACAAAAACCAGAAACUGAUCUCAUCGGCAUCGACAACACAACCAGUCGCCUUGUGUUCUUGGCUUCUGCUUCAGACUUUGAAGAAACUAUCAAUAUCUCAAGAAAAUUACUCAGAAAACACAACAGCUUUACUAUACACUCAAAAUUGAUGGAUGCUCAUUUGUAUAUCAUCAAUAAAUGGGUUCUCGAUUUUUUAGUCCAUAACAAAAAUUUGAGUACUCUCAAGGGUGAAUUAUUGCCAUAUGUCGUGAGUAAACAGUUGUCGAGGCCAGCAAAGCAAAUGAUUGAUGAUAAGAAUACGUCGAUAGUAAAAUUGGACACAUUGGAUGACAUUUUUCGUUUUGCUGUUGAAAAACCAAUUGAUGAACUCAUUAGAAAGAUGUCAGCUUUCAACGAUCAUAACACCGAUUUGGAGGAUGCUUAUCACGAUGAUCCUAUCAGAUGUUAUGCUCACAUGGUCACAGGAAAAUUUGGCUUGAGAGCCAAUACUGUUCAGAUGUACGCCCUCGCUAAUAAAAUGUUAUCGGAAAUUUGGAGCAGCCCUGAAUCCAAGGAUGAAGAGUCUUUGUCUGGACCGGUAUCUUCAACUGCAAUUGUCAAAAGUACUCAAGUGGACAAUUGUCGCAUCGAUGAAGGUGCCUUCGUAGAUGAGAAAACUUCUCUGAAACACAGUCACAUCGGACCUUCAGCAAACGUCGCUAUGAAAACGCGAAUUUCCGAUAGUAUCCUCAUGGGAAACGUUACUGUUGGUCAGAGAUGCGUUAUAAACAAUUGCAUUUUAUGCAACGGAUGCGUCAUCGACGAAGGGACGGAAUUGAAGGAUUGUUUAGUUGGGGCCUCGCACAUCGUUGUUUCAGACAGUCGUCAUUCUCAGGAAGUUCUCACCGACGCCGACCGACUUAUGGAAAUAUAAUUUUUUUUAUCAAUAAAGUGCUUAUAUUAAUA
This is a messenger RNA of Venturia canescens, 1596 nucleotides long. It is a transcript of the gene eIF2Bgamma, whose product is annotated as eukaryotic translation initiation factor 2B subunit gamma. Gene Ontology annotation, biological process: biosynthetic process; cytoplasmic translational initiation. Gene Ontology annotation, cellular component: guanyl-nucleotide exchange factor complex; eukaryotic translation initiation factor 2B complex. The record is from RefSeq and is a predicted model, not a curated record. Gene Ontology annotation, molecular function: translation initiation factor activity; guanyl-nucleotide exchange factor activity. The transcript has 5 exons. Lineage: Eukaryota; Metazoa; Arthropoda; Insecta; Hymenoptera; Ichneumonidae. Bases 182 to 1564 code for a protein of 460 amino acids.